Letharia columbiana is the source of this 3126-nucleotide messenger RNA. RefSeq lists its product as uncharacterized. NCBI's taxonomy places the organism in Eukaryota, Fungi, Ascomycota, Lecanoromycetes, Lecanorales, Parmeliaceae. Gene Ontology annotation, molecular function: protein binding; DNA-binding transcription factor activity, RNA polymerase II-specific; zinc ion binding. The transcript is spliced from 5 exons. The record is from RefSeq and is a predicted model, not a curated record. The coding region runs from base 1 to 3126 and encodes 1041 amino acids. Gene Ontology annotation, biological process: regulation of DNA-templated transcription; DNA-templated transcription.
AUGGCGGACCUUGAGCUCACCCUAACAUGGCUCGGUAUGGAUCGCUACCUCGAACGCUUUAUUGAAGCAGGGUUCGAUUCUUGGGAGACGGUUCUGGAGGUCACGGAGAAUGAUCUGGACAUUCUUAAUGUGGACCUUGGGCAUCGGAGAAAACUACAAAGAGAGAUUGCCAACACCAAACGACUCGCUCGGGACCCGGCAUUCGUCACUCCCUUGUACGGAAUCGAUCCUCUUCCACCGAACACUCGGAGAGGAUUCUCAUCCAGCAGCAACGACGUACAGCAGGGUGGCGCACCCACGAAACGGGGUUACAGACAUCAUCCCAAGCCGGAUCCAAACGUCCCUGAGCGGCCGUACUCCGCAUACGUGCUCUUCUCCAACCACACACGCGAGCAAUUGAAAGAGCAAAAUUUGUCCUUCACUGACUUGUCGAAAGUAGUUGGCGAGAAAUGGCAACAACUCACACGAGACGAGAGAGGAGAAUGGAAGACGAAGGGCGCCAUACCCUGGGAAAGAUACAAAGCGGAACUGGCCGAGUACCAAAAGACCCAUGAUUUCCGGGAAUAUCAGCGCUACCUGACACAGUUCAAGGCCACUCAAGCUGCCAAGAACCCGCAAAGGAAGUCAAGCACUACCAUGCAAAGCCCAGUGCUGUCUCCAAAACAGGCGAGCAGCUUUGCAUCAAAACCUAGCAAGCUGGCCGUCAGCCCCACCGGACGGUCAGUUUCUGAGCAAAAAAUUUCAAAGAUUGCCAUUAAAAGACUCAAAAGAGAUGAAGAAACCUGGAAUCAGUCGUCCGGCUCAGGGACACGUUCACCACGAGUCAGACAGGCAUGCGAAUCGUGUAGAGUUAGGAAGAUCAAAUGUUAUGGGGAGCAGCCGACGUGUCGGCAUUGCAGAGAGCUCGGGGUAGAAUGUUACUAUGCGAGUGGAAAGCGUGACCAGGGGAGAAGACAGCAUGACGAGAUUUGGCAGAAGCUCAAAGCGUACGAAGAACUACUCCUUAAGUUCGUGCCUCAGGUAGAUGAUGAUGAUCAACAGGCGAUACAAGAUGCCAUACUCAUGCCACCGCACGACGAGGCCGCCAAAAACGCCUACAAAAAGACGAUCACAGGUGAAAGCCAAAGCGGCAGUCUUGAUGAUGGAGGUGAACUGGACGCUUCUGACUUUGGUUCAAUGGGUUCUACGGGCCAUAUCAACCAAGACGACACCCUGCAACAGAGCUCUGUAUAUCAUGUCCCGGCUUUUGCAGGACAGUCCUCCCAAACCAAGUGGACUGACAAAUUGAAUAAGGAAUUGCUACCAAAGCAAGAAGCGAAAACGUUCACAUCUCAAGAUUGGAACCAGGGCUUCUCUCGAAAACCUCAGCCGUACGCAGAAGAUACUGAUACCGCUGUGGUUGGACAUCAAAUCGACCCCUUUUCAUUGCCGGUCAAGUCCACAGCCGAUUUUCUCGUGAACGCAUACUUCUCGACGAUGCACCUGUCAUUUCCCAUUCUCAACAAAGUGGACUUCAUGAAUCAGUACGAUCAGCUCUGCAGCACUAUGGAUCCCGAAGGCUUCGAAGAUCGUACAUUUAUUGCUACGCUCCAGCUUGUGUUUGCCAUUGCCGCCGUACACGCCCAUCUCAUCCAAGCUGAUUGGACUGGAGAUGCGAGAGACCACAUGUUGUACUUCUCACAAGCACGCGUGCUAGCAGUAGACACGGGCAUUCUGAAUGAUGAUUGCUACCUUGGCCAGGUCCAGGUGUUUAGCUUGGGCGCGAUGUAUCUAUUAGUGACCCACCAGCUCAACCGAGCCUGGAACCUUUCUGGUCUGGCGGUAAGGUCGGCACAGGCAUUGGGUCUGCACUUGCAGGACGUUUCGGACUCAGUAACGGAGGAGACAAAAGAGUUUCAUGCUUACAACUGGUUCGCCCUGAUGACACUAGAGAGUAUGCUCACACUCGUGACUGGUCGGCCAGCGAUGAUCAAUCCUCGGGAUUGCAGUGUCACAGUUCCAAGGAAGCUUGCCGAGGGUAAGGCGCCGGGUACAACAACCGCACCUUCUGCAUCGUCCGAUCAGAGAUCAGCAAUGGAUAGCAGACACCAUACUUCGACUUCGGGCAUGUGGAAGCCUGGACCAGGACCUUCAUCGAAUAGGAUGACAAUAAAGGGCACCACGAAGGUCGCGGCAAUCUAUUUCGUGCAUUACGUGGAGCUUUGUAUGCUAGCCAAUGAAGCUGUGGGCGAGUUAUAUCAACCCGGUAUUCGAAAAAAGAAAUGGGCAAACAUCGAAAGCAGAAUACAUAGAUUCGACAGAAGGCUUUUUGAAUGGAAAGACGGCGUCAAGCCGCCCUUCGACGUCGCCAGUCCAUCCUCAGACCCAGAAACGGAGUCUUGCCGAGUGGCUCUUCGCAUCCUCUUCCACAGCGCACGAACAAUCAUCAACCGUCCGUGCCUAUGCAGGCUUGGUAAACGUAUCCAAGAUCAAUCAAGCUACUCUCGACGAGAAGACCUCAGCUCAGCAACCAAGUGCGUCGAAUCCGCCCGCGCCACACUCAGCCUUAUCCUUCACAAACCAGAAUCUACCAUUCUCCACGAAGGUACAAUGUGGUGGAUGCAGCUGCACUACCUCAAACGCGCCCUCACAGUUCUCCUCCUCGAGCUCGCCUUCCGCGCCGAACAUAUGCCGUCCGCCGCGGGUGAGAUCCUCGCGGAGGCCAAAGCCGCCGUCAAUUGGCUUGAUCAUAUUGGUAACUCCAGUCCCGAAGCGCGUCGCACCUGUUCCAAUAUGCGUAAGCUGCUACGGCUCGCGGCGCAGAAAGUUGGCGGAGACACAUCAGAUAUGAUGACGUCUUCGGAGGAGGAAGCAGCGCCGACUCAUCCUGGACACCAGCAGCCGCCGUUGGCCAACUACGACAACAACCUAAGCGGCUUUCCGGCCCAUGGUCUUUACGGUGGGGCGGGUCCUUUCGAGCUGUGGCAGAACUAUGGGGAUCUGACUGCACGGAACGAGUUGGAUCAAUUUGGGUUCUUGAGAGCGGAGGGUGGGGUGGGGAGUCUGUUCCCAACCGGGUGUGAUAUUGAAGGGAUGGGUGGGGGGCAAGGUGAGGAUAUCGAUAUGGAGAAGAGCUUUGAAUUUUGA